Messenger RNA from Mizuhopecten yessoensis (Yesso scallop), 3518 nucleotides. RefSeq lists its product as uncharacterized. NCBI's taxonomy places the organism in Eukaryota, Metazoa, Mollusca, Bivalvia, Pectinida, Pectinidae. The record is from RefSeq and is a predicted model, not a curated record. Bases 1525 to 2991 code for a protein of 488 amino acids. The transcript has 8 exons.
UUGCUACAGAAAUGGGAAUAUGACUGGCAGAUGCAAUCACAGGUGCUAGCAUCGUCUUUCAAUACACCUAUGAUAUAAUCAUAUUAUAGGUGUAUUGACAGACGAGGCUAGUACCUGUGAUGCAAUUCAACACGGAUAAAUGUUUUGCUAUCCGAAUGUGUAGAAAACAGUCAAAUAAUUCUACCUCAUUUGACUAUACCAUCCGCAACCAUACCUUAGAGAUUGUAUCAGAUAAUAAAAAAAAAUGGGUGCAACAUUUAGUCAAGACCUUUCUUGGGCCCCACACAUUUCCAAUGCAACAUUGAAAGUGUGUAGAACACCAGGGGUUCUCUGCAGGAGUAUGUCUAGGUGUACAAGAAAGGCAAAAUCACAAACAUACACAACACUUUUAUUAAGACCUCAGUUGGAGUAUAUAUGUCAGUUCAGCCUCAGAGACCCUUAAUCCAGUGAUCACAUCAACCAACUGGAAUCUGUCCAAUGUAGAGCAGCCAGAUAUGUCUUCAAUGACUUGCACCAGGAGCAGUCACUGACAUAUACUGAAAUUACUAGAAUGGACAUCACUGGAGGAAACUUUUACAAAAUUACACACAAUCUACUAGCAGUUCAGACUGACCAACAUCAGACACAUGUACCAGAGGCAAACACAAAUUUAAAGCGAUAAGCACCAACAAUGAAUGCUACAAACACUCCUUCCCUCAGACAGUCAUGGACUGGAAUCAACCCCCAGCAACCUUAGCUACAAAAGACUGGCAAGAGUCCUUUAAAUGUAGCCUUUACAAAUCCACGCCAACUGAAUAAUAUUUGUGUAUGUCGAUCUCACUCUUUACAAACUAAAAAUCAUGCUCCUGUUGUGUGCUGUUGACCCCCCGUCCCCCGUCCUCCCCACACACACACCGACCCAUUGAUGCAGUAUUUGCCUACUUAAGUGUCAAGUAUUUUAAAUUUUAUAACAUUUGCCAUUCUUUUAAUUUGUACAUGUAUCAAUGUUAUAUCAUCAUUUAGUUUAUCUGUACAUGCACAAAGGAACAGUCAUCGCUCCAUACUAGAAGAUGAGUUCCUUAUGUAAAAGAAGAAGAGUGCAUGCUUAGGGGAGCUGGACUGGGUGGAUCGCGGGUGAGAGAGCAUCCGUCUAGAGCGCUCAGCAUGGGCACAGGAGAUACCCGAACCUAUAGAUUGUACCUAUUGUUGGGUGCCUCUGUAGCCGUGAUCGCUAAUGUGCACAGUCAUUGCACUACUGUCAGCUUCAGACCACUCGCUCUUCCAAGAAUUUCGGUUCGAUCCCCAGCGGUGGCUGAAAAAGAGAGUAAUGUCUGAUAGGGUUAGUUGUUAUCCCUCUAAUGGCACGGUGAAGAUUAUUAUACAUACAAGUGUUUUCUUCCAGCAGGGGCGAAGAUUUUAAAAAGAUGGAGGGAGGCGUGAAGCGGAGCUGCACUUAAUUGAACGCUAAUGUCCAGGUAGCUCAGUUCGUAGUCAUGGAUUUGAAUCCAGAUAUGGCUCCAUCACACUUACUUCUUCCAGUUUCACAUGUGGCCAAAGAAAACAAAACCAUGUGUAAUGCGUGGAGAUGCCCAUCCUGUUGUCGUUCCCGAGAUUCGGUAUGAGAUUACCUACCCAGACACUGUCGUUGGGCCGUGUAAAUGUUAUACGGAUACAGAUUACAAAUAUAGGUGGGAGACUAAAGUUAAGAGGUUUGGAUGGAAGGCUAAGGGGAACCGCAAUAGGCCAUGGAGCCGAUGGUUUUAUAAGGGAUUGGAUCACAUGGAACAUCAAAUGUACUGUGAUGGUUACCGUGACGACAGCAGCCAUAUUCAGAAUCAUCUGUCAUAUGAGGAUGACGACACCAUCAAUGUUCACCCUCCAAGGAGGAAAUAUAGACAAUUAACAAUCAAAGACUUUGGUAGUUAUAACGGCAACUGCAAUGCCUCAAAAAAAGCCAAAAAUGAGAGAAGAAAGAAAAAAAGGUUACACAGUCAAGAUGAUGUUGAAAAGUCCAUGCAGACAGUAAGACUGAAAAGAUCAAAUGACAAUGGAAAAGGGGACAUUUCAAACGUCGGUACUAGAAUUGCCGAGAUCAAGUGGAGGGAAUCAAUCAAGGAUGUAAAGAAUGAUGCUACGUUAGGGGUCCUUGGUGACGAUUUUGACAAGUCUUUCUGUACCUGUUUGUUGGACAAAGACAGCAUAGAGACAAUGAGGUCGCAUCCAAGUGGAUUCAAGCUUCUUUUUGGAAACUGUGUUCCACAACAACUUAGUCUGACCAUGACAGGACAGACCACUCAAGCUCAACUCCUACUUUGGCAAAAAACAGAAUGGUCUAAAUGGUCAUUUGUGGCUGAAUAUCGGUUAAAGAUCUUGUUAAAGCCAAACACUACUGGUCAGAAAAUGAUACCAAUCCUUUUGAGAGAAGAGCUUGCGGGGGAUUCAGACCGAGUGUACACAGUUUACGAACUUCUGAAUGCUGCACGCCACGUUGUUGACCUUUUAACUGAACAGCAAGGCCAUCCAGGGAAGGGUGUUACAAAAUCCCAGAGAGUUCGCCCCACUGGUCGGGUGAAGGGAGUCAGUGUUAACCUGAAGCCAGUACAGAAAGAAAAAACAGCACCACUUCCACAAGACACAAAAGUCUCAGUGGACAAGAAAAAGAAGAAAAUCUGGGAGAUGGAUUUGACUUCUGAUGGUGGUUUAUUGGAAGCCUAUGAUUUGUUACCAACCUCGCUGACCCAGACCAUGGAUUUUGGAUUCUGUAAAUCCUGUCUACGCCACUUUGACCCACCACUGCUGAAGGGCUGUGUCCUACUGCCAUGCCUACACUAUUACUGUGUUACCUGCUGGAGGAAGUACAUCUGGGAGGAAAUUCAAAAGGGUUGUACCACUAUAUCCUGUAAGCAGAAACUUUGUACAGAAGUGGUGGAUGAGGUGAUGAUCCAGAACCUGAUGUCAUGUGACCUUUUCAACCAAUGGCUAUGCAGCCGGGCAGAGAAAAACUGUUGCUAGCGAGACCAGAUCCAAUAUUUGACCAACCCUGCCUGGAGGAAGGUGACGGGCAGAGGAUGAUCUAGAUACAAGCAAACAUUUUGUAUACACUCAAGAUAUUUAUUAUUUACAUUCUAACGUUUCAACAGAGAAGCCACGGUAAGAAAGUUCUAAGGAUGAUCUAAGUACAAGCAAACAUUGAGUAUACACUCAAGAUAUUUAUUAUUUACAUUCUAACGUUUCAACAGAGAAGCCAGCUAGGCUAAGAAAGUUCUAAGGAUGAUCUAAAUACAAGCAAACAUUGAGUAUACACUCAAGAUAUUUAUUAUUUACAUUCUAACGUUUCAACAGAGGAGCCAGGCUAAGAAAGUUCAAAGGAUGAUCUAAAUACAAGCAAACAUUGAGGCACAGAAAGUUCUACUCUGUUAUAAGAAGGCCCUAUAGUUGUCCAGUUAAGGAAGGCAAGUCAAAAAGUCUGGGUGUACAUGUAUCUAUUCAGGACUCCUUUGUGUCAAAUUUCAUCAAUUUUGCUCAGUGAUAAAUUAAGG